GCCCCGGAUGGACAAAAAUCAAUUCUCCACCAGAGGAAAAAAUAGGCUACACGGUGGAGGUGAAAUCUGGAGAAGAGGAUGAAGAAAUUCUCUUCAAAGAGAGGGCAAAACUCUAUCGAUGGGACAGAGAAGUCAAUCAGUGGAAAGAGCGUGGAGUUGGAGAGAUAAAAAUUCUCUUCCAUACACAGAAGAAAUAUUACAGAAUUUUAAUGAGAAGGGACCAAGUUCUCAAAGUGUGUGCAAAUCAUGUAAUCACAAAAACAAUGAAUUUAAAGCCCUUGAAUACAUCAAACAAUGCGUUAGUAUGGACUGCCACAGAUUAUGCUGAUGGUGAAGCAAAAGUAGAACAACUUGCAGUUCGAUUUAAAAGCCAAGAAAUGGCCGAUUCCUUCAAGAGGAGAUUUGAAGAAUGCCAACAAAAUUUGUCAGAACUUCAGAGAGCACAUGUAUCCUUGGCAGCAGAACUGUCAAAGGAAACCAACCCUGUAGUGUAUUUUGAGGUUUCUGCUGACGAUGAACCUUUAGGACACAUAACCAUGGAACUAUUUUCAAAUAUUGUUCCUCGAACUGCUGAAAAUUUCAGGGCCCUGUGCACAGGGGAAAAAGGAUUUGGAUUCAAGAACUCUAUAUUUCACAGAAUAGUUCCUGACUUUGUGUGUCAGGGAGGAGAUAUCACUAGGCAUGAUGGAACAGGUGGACGGUCCAUUUAUGGAGAUGCAUUUGAGGAUGAGAACUUUGAAGUGAAACACACUGGUCCUGGAUUACUGUCGAUGGCAAAUCGUGGCCGGGACACCAAUAAUUCUCAGUUUUUUAUCACUCUUAAAAAAGCAGAACACCUGGACUUUAAACAUGUGGUAUUUGGGUUUGUGAAGGAUGGCAUGGAUGUUGUGAAAAAAAUGGAAUCUUUUGGUUCUCCCAAAGGGUUGGUGAAUAGAAUUGUCAUCACAGACUGUGGGCAAAUAUAAUGUCUAAGUAGUGAUUCUACAGAUAUGUGCACUAACAGCAUAAAUCAAAGUUGGGCUGUUGU
Messenger RNA from Terrapene triunguis (Three-toed box turtle), 1027 nucleotides. Its product is annotated as E3 SUMO-protein ligase RanBP2-like. The transcript has 4 exons. NCBI's taxonomy places the organism in Eukaryota, Metazoa, Chordata, Testudines, Emydidae. The record is from RefSeq and is a predicted model, not a curated record. The annotation marks the transcript as partial. Gene Ontology annotation, molecular function: peptidyl-prolyl cis-trans isomerase activity. Gene Ontology annotation, cellular component: intracellular membrane-bounded organelle. Gene Ontology annotation, biological process: intracellular transport; protein folding; protein peptidyl-prolyl isomerization.